UUGCCAGUCUUUGUACAGUGCUGCCAGGGUGAAACAUAUUCUGCGUUGUCUUUUCUGCGGCUGAAUUAAAAACUUCAGGACUGAUAAUGCAUUUCUCUUUCGCACAUUAUGAACAGGAGUUGAAUUCUUUUAAAUGUUCAUAAGCCUCAGUAAAAUUUCUAAUCCUGGGACAGAACAUGAGCUUUAGGUACUAGAGCUGGAAAGGUAAAUGAUACCUUUCAUACAUACUAAGCAGCAGAAGGGGCUUGAGUAAUGGCUGCUCAAGGUCCUUAUUCUUACCCUGCAUAUGGACCCACAGCACCUCCAUAUCUUCCAGUCCAUCGUCCACAUGACCCAUACCCACCACCUCUGAAUCAGUAUGGUGUUCCUCCAGCUGGCUCUGUUGGCCCUUUUGUACCUCAGCCAGGUUAUGCUGUCUAUCCUCCAUCCAGUGCACCUAUGCUAACUCAUCAAGCAGGUGGACCAUCUCAGCCUCAAGUGCAGUGGAUGCAAACCCCAGCUCCUAUUCCUAAUUGUCCACCUGGAUUAGAGUACCUUACAACGAUUGACCAAAUACUUGUUCAUCAAGUUGUCGAACUUGUUGAAGCUUUAACAGGAUUUGAGACCAAAAACAAGUAUGAGCUAAAGAAUAGUUUGGGCCAGAGAAUUUACUAUGCAGUUGAAGACAGUGAAUUCUGUAACCGAAUAUGUUGUGGGUCUAAUCGAGCAUUUAUCAUAAAGAUUUUGGAUAAUGUUGGGCACACCGUCAUGCACCUUGUUCGUCCUUUGGGAUGUGGAUCAUGUUGCUGUCCUUGUUGUCUCCACCAGAUGGAAGUUCAGGCACCACCUGGAAAGGCUAUUGGUUACGUUGUACAGGAAUGGCAUCCCUUUAUACCUAAAUUCAGCAUCCAGAAUGAAAAACAUGACACAGUAUUGAAAGUGAAAGGUCCCUGUUUGGCAUUCAGUUGUCUGGGAGAUGUAAACUUUGAUGUUGUAAGUCUGGAUGAAACCAGUGUUGUUGGAAGGAUAUCAAAGCAGUGGUCAGGUCUUAUUCGAGAAUACCUCACUGAUACUGAUAACUUUGGAAUUCAGUUUCCGAUGGAUUUAGAUGUUAAGAUUAAAGCUGUCCUUCUUGGAGCAUGCUUACUGGUGGAUUUCAUGUACUUUGAGCAAAAUUCUGGAGGUGUGCAACAUGGUGGGGCUUGGCGGAUGCUUUAGUGACAAAAUUGCACAACUUUGUCAGAAGCAUGAUGAUGUUUCAUGAAGUGCAAAGACAUAAACUGGACAACAUGACAGAUAUCCAAUAAUGUGCCUAACAUAAUUUCAACUUGGAAUUAAUAGAAUCAGAAGUAAUUCAUCAGAAUUCUUUGAGCUGUUUAUUUACACUGUCAUAAUGGUUUCAUUUAUUAUUUUGAAAAUCCAAAAAACUUCAUUUAUUUUUAACAUUUAUUUAAUAUCACUAAAGUUGUUGGUUUACCAGUAUAUCUGGUAUUGUCUGUUGAAGUAUCGAAUAUCGAUAUUGUUAUCAUAUUAAACUGGAAUAAUAAGUUGGGAAUUUCCUUGGAACUGUGCUGAUGCUGCCACUGUAACUUCACCAGAAGUGCUAAGGAGAAUCCAUGUACACGUCAGUGGGAUUUCUGACAGACAAGGCAGGGCUAACGAGGAAGAAUGUUUUUUGAGAGUGCUGAUGACUUGGAACUCCUACUACCAGGGUGGUGGAGGGAGAGGUCUUAACAAAAAAUACAAGAAAAGUGGGUAUGUGUUUGAAUGAAAUAAAUUUUCAGUAUUACAGUGAUAGAGUGGGGAGUGGCACUAGCUGAUGUGCUUUUGGAAAGUUUGGAUGGACUUGAUGGGGUAGAUGGCCUGCAUGUGUGCCACAUUGAUUUUAUGACUUUCAAGUCACGGCAAUGGAAUAGGACUGUUUCAAAGGUAAUUGCCAUUUGUUCUGCCCAACACUGAUACUGCAUUGUAGCCCUCAGUGUGUAAUCAAUGUUAGAAAAUAGUGUCUAUGUUUUUCAGAUGUUACUAUCGUUGUUACAAAUUUUUAGCAAAGAUUUAAAUUUUAAUAAUACACUAUAUAAGAAACAUUUUUGUUUUUGAAACACAUAAUCCCAUGUAAUAAAAAAUGAUUGCAAGAAAUGCCAUACAUUUGAACUGUAUACUUACAUUUUGAGAAAUCUAUUUGGUAACAAUGAAAUUUCUAAUUGUUACAAUUUCGGUUAUUGUUUAGGAGAUGAGUUAUAAUUUUUGAGGAAGGAAGAUGAUUUAAUUGUCCAAUAUUUAUCCACGUGGCCGACACAGGGACAAAUGUCAUGGCAUGAGGAAAAUGCUUUAUAUUUAACCAUUUUUAAUACAAUCAGGAAAAGAGAAGUAGGGAAAAUGUAAAAAGGUUUCAGAGUGAUUGUGAAAUGGAUAUAAUUUAAAGUUAGUGAGUUACAAUUGUCAUUCACAGGCUGUAGUACUAAAACUACAAUCA
Molecule: messenger RNA, 2455 nt
Organism: Hemiscyllium ocellatum (epaulette shark)
Lineage: Eukaryota; Metazoa; Chordata; Chondrichthyes; Orectolobiformes; Hemiscylliidae
Product: phospholipid scramblase 1-like
Exons: 11
Coding region: 253-1197 (314 amino acids)
Biological process (GO): plasma membrane phospholipid scrambling
Cellular component (GO): plasma membrane
Molecular function (GO): phospholipid scramblase activity
Source: RefSeq, a predicted model, not a curated record